Condylostylus longicornis is the source of this 903-nucleotide messenger RNA. RefSeq lists its product as uncharacterized. The transcript has 3 exons. Lineage: Eukaryota; Metazoa; Arthropoda; Insecta; Diptera; Dolichopodidae. The coding region runs from base 171 to 581 and encodes 136 amino acids. The record is from RefSeq and is a predicted model, not a curated record.
AGAGAAGUGAAUUAAAAAAGAAAAUUAAAAGAAAACUUUUUGAAAAAAUAAAUAGAAAAAGAAACAAUAAAAAUCUUGAAAGAAAAAAUAAUAUUAAAAAUAAUUAAUUGAGAAAAGACAAUUUUAAUUGAAUAUCUUAAAUUAGGUUUGAUAAAAAAUCAUAUUACAAAAUGGAAAAGUUAAUAAAAAUUUCCACAUUAUUAGCAACGUUCUUAUUUACAAUAUUACUUGAUAAUAUCACAUCAGCACAACAAUUUCAACGUAGCAUUAAUCCAGCGUCUUCGAAUAUUUUAGAUAUUGAAAUACCACAAAAUUUUUAUGUAUUUAAACCAUCACCGUUACGUAAUGCACAACAAUUUUUACAAGAACCAUCAUAUUAUAGUUUUUUGAAUACAUUAUAUCGUCAUGAUAAAUCUAAAGCAAAUUUAUUUACAAAUCCACCACCAGUACAAAUUCCAUCACAGAAUUUAAAUAGAAGAAAACGUGCUGUAGUAUUCAGGCCAUUAUUCGUAUAUAGACAACAGGAAAUUAAAAAACAAAAAUAUCGUUCAACAAGAAGGAGAAAAGUAAAAGUACAUUAAGGCAUUUAAAAAAAUCAUAAAAGGAAUACUUUAAGUUAUUUUUUUUAUUAUUAUUAUUAUUAUUAUUAAUGAUUAAUUAAUUUUUGUACUUUACUUUUAUAAAAAGAUAGUUAUAACAUUAUAUAAUAUAUAUAUAUAUAUAUAGUUUAAGUAAUAUCUAUAAUUUAUAUACAUAUGAAAAAGAAUUCUAUAUAUACACUUAUUUAAAUUAUAUAAUUUGAAAUUUGACAAGAAUGUAAUCGAAAUUACUAAAUUAUUAAAAAAUAAAUGUUUUCGAUUAUAACGAAUACAUUUGACAUAAUAUUCUAAAGUAUAUAACGUC